Molecule: messenger RNA, 1759 nt
Organism: Drosophila simulans
Lineage: Eukaryota; Metazoa; Arthropoda; Insecta; Diptera; Drosophilidae
Gene: Or49a
Product: odorant receptor 49a
Exons: 4
Coding region: 543-1724 (393 amino acids)
Biological process (GO): detection of chemical stimulus involved in sensory perception of smell; sensory perception of smell
Cellular component (GO): plasma membrane
Molecular function (GO): olfactory receptor activity; odorant binding
Source: RefSeq, a predicted model, not a curated record
UUGGGUCAUUUGCAUAAACGAGCCGCUGGAAAUUUGUCAUCUAAUUAAUUGGCUCGAAUUUAUUUAACAUUUGCAUUUAAAUAUUCAUUGGGGGCUUUAGUUUGCAGCGUUCUAAAGUAUACAAACUUUUCACUGUGGCUUGUGGUUUGAUAAAUUUCAAACAGCAGACUUCUCUUGUAAUCAAGACCAUUCAAGGGGUUCCAUUUGAAUCGGUCUGCGGUAAUUUAAAUAUCAUAUUAUACCGGCUGUAGGCCAUAUUAAUUCGGUUGAGGAGGCAAUCGUUGACAAGUGGUAGGAUAAAUGCAACCGCACCUUAAAUUAUUAAUCAACUUCUCACCCUGGAAAUGCCAGAAGGCAUGUAGAGUUGGUAAAGAGAACAAAUAGCUUAGCACCUAAGUGACAAAACAAUUACAACAUUAAUUAUUAACUAGACACUUUAUAAAAAAUGGACCGAGGCAGUCCCUAUAAAUGUAUUACUUCCUGAAUGCCUAAGCCCAGUUAAUGUUAAGAGCCGAAGUGUAAGCACAAAAAAGAAGCUGAAAAUGGAAAAGCCACGUUCCUAUGAGGACUUCAUCUUCAUGCCCAACCUGAUGUUCAAGACCCUGGGAUACGAUCUAUUCCAUACACCCAGAUCCAGGUGGCGCUAUCUGCUUGUGCGCGGAUAUUUCGUUUUGUGCACGAUCAGCAACUUUUACGAGGCUUCCAUGGUGACGACAAGGAUCAUUGAGUGGGAAUCCUUGACCGGAAGUCCCUCCAAAAUUAUGCGACAGGGUCUGCACUUCUUUUACAUGUUGAGUGGCCAAUUGAAAUUUGUCACAUUUAUGAUAAAUCGCAAACGUCUACUGCAGCUGAGCAAUCAUUUGAAAGAGUUGUAUCCUCAUAAAGAGCAAAAUCAAAAGAAGUACGAAGUGAAUAGAUACUACCUAUCCCGUUCCACGCGAUAUGUUUUGUACGUGUACUACAUUGUAAUGGUCGUCAUGGCACUGGAACCCCUCGUUCAGUCGUGCAUUAUGUACCUGAUAGGCUUUUUUUUCACCUAUAAACGCAUUUUUCCCACGCGCCUCACUUUCGACUCCAGAAAACCUUUGGGCUAUGUGCUGGCCUACGUGAUAGACUUCACCUAUAGCCAGUUCAUAGUGAAUGUAACCCUGGGCACGGAUCUGUGGAUGAUGUGCGUCUCAAGCCAAAUAUCGAUGCACUUGGGCUAUCUGGCCAAUAUGUUAAUCUCGUUCCGACCAAGUCCAGAAACGGAACAACAAGAUUGCUACUUCUUGGCCAGUAUCGUGAAGAGACAUCAACUACUGAUCAGGCUUCAAAAGGACGUGAACUAUGUUUUUGGACUUUUAUUGGCCUGUAAUCUGUUCACCACAUCCUGUUUACUUUGCUGCAUGGCGUACUAUGGCGUCGUCGAGGGUUUCAAUUGGGAGGGCAUUUCCUAUAUGACGCUCUUUGUUAGCGUAGCUGCCCAGUUUUACGUGGUCAGCUCACACGGACAAAUGUUAAUAGAUUGGAGUACAAAUUUAGCCAAGGCUGCCUAUGAAAGCAAGUGGUAUGAAGGAUCUUUGAGAUACAAAAAGGAUAUACUCAUUCUAAUGGCACAGGCUCAACGGCCUUUGGAGAUUUCAGCCAGGGGAAUAAUUAUCAUAUCCCUCGACACCUUUAAAAUACUGAUGACCAUCACAUACCGCUUCUUCGCGGUUAUACGACAAACUGUGGAAAAGUAAACAAAUUUUUAGGUAUAUAAGUAGUUUUCCCCAUA